Myzus persicae (green peach aphid) is the source of this 2267-nucleotide messenger RNA. Its product is annotated as folate transporter 1-like. Gene Ontology annotation, cellular component: plasma membrane. The transcript has 10 exons. Bases 234 to 1538 code for a protein of 434 amino acids. Gene Ontology annotation, molecular function: vitamin transmembrane transporter activity. The record is from RefSeq and is a predicted model, not a curated record. Lineage: Eukaryota; Metazoa; Arthropoda; Insecta; Hemiptera; Aphididae. Gene Ontology annotation, biological process: transmembrane transport; vitamin transport.
CGCGCGCGCGCGUAUGGACAAUAUAAAAUAAACAUAUUAUAUUUGUCGAGUAUUAUCGUUUGCAUUAGUUGGAAAUGUACUGUAUUACUCAUAAGUUCGACUGAUCAAUCUGUUAAAACAAUUACCAAAUUCAACAUCCUCUAAUUGAUAACAACAUUAAAUAGGUGGUUUUUUUUUUAAUUGCAUGUACCCAACGGUUUAAUUUAAAAUAUUUUUUAAACAAUUUUGAAAUCAUGGAAACAUGGGAAAAUUGGAAAACUGUGUCCUUACUCGUUUGUGUAUUUGCUAUGGUUCGAGAAAUACGACCAAUUGAGCCAUUUUUCACGUCAUUCCUCAUAAGUAUGAAUUUCACAUCAAACCAGAUCAACGAAGAAAUAUAUGCAGUGGGAACUUACUCGUGUCUAGUAUUAGCUGUUGUAAUAUUCUUAGUUACAGAUUAUUUUCGGUACAAACCAUUGAUCAUUGCCGAUGGAAUUGCUGGAAUUUUCACAUAUGCGUUACUACUAGGAACACCAAGUUUAUUUAGAGUUCAAAUGGAACAAAUGUUCUUUGGAUUUUUUUAUUCAUCAGAAGUUGCGUUCACUACGUAUUUGUAUGCCAAGGUCGACGACAAACAAUAUUAUCAAAAAAUCACCAGUCUAGUGAAAGCAUCUAUGUUAUUCGGCAGAUUCCUGUCUGGAUUAAUUGCGCAAACUGUUGUUUCAACACACUUACUGAACCAAGUGUAUCUACUAUACAUCAGUAUAUUUAGUACUUCAUUUGUAACACUGUGGUCAUUAGUUCUACCUAAAGUACAACACAGUUUAUACUUUCAUAGAAAUAAGGAACUAACAGUAAACAAUAAACGACAUCAAUCUAAUGAGGUUGUCAUUGAUGAUAAUGUAUCAAAUGAUGUUCCUAAAACUUCAAACGUUUCUAAAUUUAAAGAAGUCAAACAGAUGAUUUUUGAUGACUUUCAAUCGGCGUAUAAGAAUACUUAUGUACUGAAAAAAUGUUUUUGGUGGAUAGUUGCUGUUGUUGGUAAUAUUAUAGUAGCAACGUAUAUUCAAGUUUUGUGGGAAGACGUGAACAAAGAUAAAAAAGAACUAAUGAAUGGCGCCGUCGAAUCUGUACACACUCUUUGUGGUGCUGCAGGUGCAUAUGCAGUUGGUCACUUGAACUAUGAUUGGAAAAAAUUUGGUGAUAUUAUAUUUACAGUUGGAACCUUUGUUUUGGCUUUAUUAUUAUUCAUAAUAUAUUCUUGCAAUUCAUUAUGGAUAUUAUACCUAUUAUACAUAAUGUUUGGUACUUGUUACCAAAUAUUGUUAACUAUCACCACCUCUGAAGUUGCGAAGCACAUAAAACCUGACAGUUAUGGACUAAUAUUUGGUUUCAAUUUGUUUAUGUCAUUAUUGAUAAUCUCAAUAUUUACAUUAUUAUUUAUUCAAGGCCUUGUUGUUGUUAUAGGGACAAAAAAUCAGAUAUUAACUGUUUCACUGAUGUUUGCUUCAAUGUCUGCAUUACUAUUUAUCGCGGCUGUUAGAAAAUGGAAAAAAUAAAUUUCCAAAUUCUGUGAACCAUUGAAGAACGCUUUAACCAAAAACAUGUAUCAAAGUUUAGAUUUAAAUUAAUAUUUAAAAAAGACAAGGUUGAAAUAUUUGUAAAAGAAGAAUGAUGCCUGUAUGGACUUAGGAUAGCAUUUCCUAUAUUAGUUAUCUGUUUAACAUAACACCUUUGCAUGAAACAGUCAUAAUACAUCAUAAUUAUUUUUUAAUUAUUUCUGAUGAUCAUUGCAUUUGAAAAACAAUUAUGUCGAGUAUCUACAUAUUUAUUUGUUGAUGGAAUGCUUAAACUUGUAAGUUGCAUGAAAUACUGUGAUUUAGAAGUUUCUUUUUUUGAAAUUCUUAAUAGAAUUGAUUGAAAAAAAUGUUAAGCAAGUAUACUUCAUACUUAUUAAAAGUAAAACGAGUUUUAUUCAAAUUGGUUUUUGGAUGCCAAGAACUGUUUUACUUCCGUACUUAAUUAAUUUUAAUAUUCAAGUUUGUAUAAUUAAUAUGUAUCUAUAUUUCCUACAUAGUUAUAUAUCAUUAAAUGUAUAUAUUAAAAAACAAAAUAAAAACAGAAUGUGUGUGUAAUUUAUCUUAAGAAAAUAAUAUUUUAUUAAAUAUUUUAGACUAUAGCGUAUGUGAAAAUUAGAAAUAUUGAAGAUUACAUAAAAGGAUGUCAGUGCACUAUUUGUGUUAUCUUUUAAACCUAGAGCACAAUAUAUCAAAUUUGCAUGCAGUUAA